AUGGCCGCCGUUUGUGUUUCGCCUUCUUCAGUUACCGUUGGACCGUUGGUGGUGGUGGUGGUGGCGCGCUCCGUCGGAUCCGCUCUCCGCGCUCCAAUCAUGAUACCGGAUUCGGAAAGCGUUUGUCAAACAUCCGAGGCUGCGGUCAGGAGCACGGACGACGUGUAUCGCAAGAUUAAAAACGUGGCGGAAGGGGAAGCGGCCUCGGUCACCGCUUGGAAGCGAUAUCAGCAACUGGUGGCGAUAGUCGAGUCAAGGGGAGGAAAGUUCAACCGGAAGUCGAUGAUCGAGGCGAUAUUUCGAGGAAACGAUCUCGUAUACGCGAGCCAUUGAUCUCCUUCCAUCGAUCUCGCUUCAGAACAAGUUGCAAUUUCUUUACCAAAGCAUUAAUUUCUAUAUAUAUAUAUAACAAUAGUGUAACGAUUUUCAUUGAAAGGAUUAUCGAUGAUCGCGAAGAAAAAUGAAAACAACGAGAACACGCUCGAUAUUUCGUUCGUUGUAUCGCGAGAGUCGAUCAAGUCGAUUGCGACAACGUGGCCAAUAAUCGACGACCAUCCCAACAUUAUUAUUAUUAUUCCUUUUCCCCCCCUAGAUUCGUGCUCGAAUGAUAAUUUGCCGUCGGCGAAUGUAAUCAGAUGUAACGAAUAACGAUGCCAAACCGUGUAAUUGCUAGUCAACGUAAUAAAACGCAGUGUAUACGUAGAUCGAUAGGAUAAUUAAGCGAUUAAGCGAUUAGGGACGUGCACGUGUAAUCUCUUUGACGAAUUUGCUGUAAUAAUUAAUAACUUCAAGGGACCCUUGAAGUUCGCUUUUUGAAGAGAAAAAAAGAAUAUAUCGAUACACGUGAUCCGUCUUAAUUGCGCAUCCGGGUAGCCGUGAGAAGAGAAUUUCACGAUAACUUUCGAUCGUGAUUGCGAGAGCCGAUUUUUUUGUAAAGAGCCACGCUAUAUAUAUAUAUAUAUAUAUAUAUACACAUAUAAGCUCUUUUUUCGCUCUUCUUUCUCACAAUUGUAUCGUAAAAAUAAAUCUUUUCCUUGAUAUACAUAUAUAUAUAUAUAUAUGAAAAAAGAAAAAUCUAGUCUAGCGUGUUAGAUUAUAAAAUCUUGCAUCUUGUAUUUUUCGCGCAGUAGGGAAUGAAAAAUACACCAGCGAUACACAAAUGUCUGCCACAUACGCAUAUAUUGUAUAUAUAUUUAACGAAUUAAAUAAUACCGUACACACAUACGCAUAAAUGUACAAGAUAUAUACAAUACGAUCUCCACGCGCGAUAAUCGUAGACGCGAUAAAAUGUAUCGUUUGCGGAAUUUCACGAUCGAUGCAAUCAUACAUUUCGUAUACGUAUAUAUUUUACAUUGUUCGCAUCUCUGUUUAAACCUCGUCUAAUACAUAUCGCAAGAAUGUAACGUAAAACUUAGCCUUGUCGCAAUUUUCGAUCCCACGAGUGUGGUUACGUCGAUUUAUGAACGGAUGACGCGAUAUAUUAUUAUUAUUAUUAUUAUUAUUAUAUUAUCGUGCCGGUUUUUUAAAACCGGUUUUUUUCGGAUUUUCUUUCCUUCUCCCGUAUCUAUUCUCCCGUAACGUGUUGCCUUUUCUUUCUUUUUCUUUUUUUUUUAAACGAAUUUUCCAUCGAUGCAAUUUCGUUCGCCGAUUCGUUUGUGCAAAGAUUCUAAGAUAAGAAAAAAAAUUUUUCUCGCAUCUCGAAGCUGGUAAAAAUGGAUCGAACGAGAGAAGUCGAGGAAUCGAAUUAAUUAACAACUCGUUUGACCAAACUUAUUGCAUUCUUUGCGAACUUUCCAAUUCGACUACUUCCGUGUGUAGCUGUUAUAUAAUUUUCUAGAUCUUAGGUUGUGCUCAGGAACUGCAGGAGAUUACCUCGCGAUUUCUCCCCGAGGGUUCUCUCUUGCUUUCUUUGAAACGAAGAAACUUCUUUUCAGCCUUAACGAUCCGCUUGUAUAUAUAUAUAUAUAUAUAUAUAAAGAAAGAAAGAAAAAAAAAAACUCUGUAUUUCGUCAAACCAAUUUGUAAAUCCAUACAAUCAGUUCAUAUUUUCCUAGAGAAGAGAAAAGAAAAAAGACGAAUUUUAUUCGAAAGAACACAUUGCACAGUCUUUCCAUGUUGCUCUUGUACCAAAAAUUCUAUGCGUCGUUUCAGAAAUGACUUUUUCUUCUUCUUCUUCUUCUUCUUCUAUACAAAAUAUAUCUUAGCUUCUUAAAAGAAAAA
Apis laboriosa (Himalayan honeybee) is the source of this 2220-nucleotide messenger RNA. RefSeq lists its product as uncharacterized. Lineage: Eukaryota; Metazoa; Arthropoda; Insecta; Hymenoptera; Apidae. Bases 1 to 333 code for a protein of 110 amino acids. The transcript is spliced from 2 exons. The record is from RefSeq and is a predicted model, not a curated record.